Akanthomyces muscarius is the source of this 990-nucleotide messenger RNA. RefSeq lists its product as uncharacterized. The record is from RefSeq and is a predicted model, not a curated record. Bases 1 to 990 code for a protein of 329 amino acids. Lineage: Eukaryota; Fungi; Ascomycota; Sordariomycetes; Hypocreales; Cordycipitaceae. Gene Ontology annotation, molecular function: calcium ion binding. The transcript is spliced from 4 exons.
AUGGCCUACAACAGAUCCUACGACCCAGACUCCCUCCCCAGGUUUGCCGAGCCAAACGAAAAUAACCCCAGCCAGGCGCCUGCUCCUCAACAGCGCCCACCUCCUUCUCAGCAGCAAUACCGGCCGCAGCCUCCACCUCCUCAGCAGCACCGUCCACAGCCACCGCCGCAGCAAAACUAUCACCAGCAGCCGCCUCCCCAGCAGCGCUACAACCAGAACCCGCCCCCGCCGCUGCCAAAGGACCAGUACUCGCGGCCGCAAGACCAGUACGCACGACCGUCGCCGACGCAGCCCCAGGACCAGUACGCGCGACCGUCGCCGACGCACCCCCAGGCCCAGAACCUGCGCCAACCCACCAACUAUGGCCACUCGCCGCCCGCGCACACCACUUCGAACCGGCCGCCGCCACCGGCCGCCGACAGCAGACCGUCACCGACCUCGAUACCCCCGCCCUCUCCGGCGCCCGGCGCAGAUUCUGGCGCAGACCCGACGCUGCUGCCCCUCUUUCGCGCCGUAGACAAAGCAGGGACCGGCCAGCUGACCGAAAAGGAGCUCUCGGCCGCUCUCGUCAACGGCGACUGGACCGCCUUUGACAUCCAGACGGUGCGCAUGAUGAUUCGCAUGUUUGACGCCGACCGCAGCGGCAGCAUCGGCUUUGACGAGUUCUGCGGCUUGUGGUCGUUCCUCGCCUCCUGGCGCACGCUCUUUGACCGCUUCGACGUCGAUCGCUCCGGCAACAUUUCCCUCUCCGAGUUCACCGACGCCCUGAUUGCGUUCCGCUACCGCCUCUCCCCGCAGUUUGUCGAGCUCAUCUUCCGCACCUACGACAAGCGCAACGAGGGCGUCAUGAGCUUUGACCUGUUUGUGCAGGCCUGCAUCUCGCUGAAGCGCAUGACGGACGUGUUCAAAAAGUACGACGACGACCGAGACGGGUACAUUACGCUCAGCUUUGAAGACUUCCUGAGCGAGAUUCUCAAGCAGAUGAAAUAA